AAGUUUUAAAUCAAUAGGAACAAUUAAUAAAUUGUCUUAGUGCUUUUUAUCCAAAGGAGAUCAUCUUGUCUGAUUGUUGUGUUUUUUGCUUGUGGGGCUUUAAUUUGAUUGUUUGAUUGUUCAAUUGUCUCUUGUGAUGAGUAAAUCAAAUUGUCGACAAAAUCGGUUGAUUAAAUCAUCACAAUUAACGAUUCCAAUUGAAACGGGUAAAAAUGCUGCUCGUGAGCGAUCAAGAGUCCGAUCAUUGAGAUUAGCAUUCCAACAAUUACAACAAUCAAUUCCAACGAUUCCAGCGGACACUAAAUUGUCAAAAUUAGAUGUUCUUAUAUUAGCCACUGAUUAUAUUUCCCAUUUAACUAAUUUACUCAAUGAAAAUGAAUCAACCCAAUCAACACCAAUAGAAAAUUCAACCAAUUUGAUUGAAGUUAAAGAGACAAUGAAUGAAAAGAUUUUACAUCCAAUUAAGAAAUGGCCAAUGAGAUCUAGAUUAUAUGCUAAGCCUGAAAGUAACAAUUUAACAACUACAAUCAAUAAAACGUCAACGUUAAUACCUCAGGCAACAUGUUCAACAAUUAACGAUUACAUUGAUUGUUCAAGUGAUUAUAAUUGUUACCUUUUUGAUAAAAUUGAUCCAUUUAAAUGUGAUGAUUGGAACGGAAUUGAUUUGAAUAUGUUUUAUGAAGAUUUUAAUUCAUUAACAUCUUUCCCUAAUUUCCAAUAAACAUUUGAUUCAAUAUUUCAUUACAUACAUUCAGUUGAUACAAU
Panonychus citri (citrus red mite) is the source of this 765-nucleotide messenger RNA. RefSeq lists its product as uncharacterized. The record is from RefSeq and is a predicted model, not a curated record. The transcript is spliced from 2 exons. Gene Ontology annotation, molecular function: DNA-binding transcription factor activity, RNA polymerase II-specific; RNA polymerase II transcription regulatory region sequence-specific DNA binding; protein dimerization activity. NCBI's taxonomy places the organism in Eukaryota, Metazoa, Arthropoda, Arachnida, Trombidiformes, Tetranychidae. Gene Ontology annotation, biological process: regulation of transcription by RNA polymerase II; developmental process. The coding region runs from base 137 to 721 and encodes 194 amino acids.